Messenger RNA from Papaver somniferum (opium poppy), 1600 nucleotides. RefSeq names its product calcineurin B-like protein 7. Gene Ontology annotation, molecular function: calcium ion binding; kinase binding. The record is from RefSeq and is a predicted model, not a curated record. The transcript has 7 exons. Gene Ontology annotation, biological process: calcium-mediated signaling. NCBI's taxonomy places the organism in Eukaryota, Viridiplantae, Streptophyta, Magnoliopsida, Ranunculales, Papaveraceae. Bases 631 to 1233 code for a protein of 200 amino acids.
AUGUGACAUGUUUGUGUCUACUGUUUUUUUUUCCUUCAAAUUCUGUUGAAUUGAAUAAGAUGGUUUAAAGAAAUGUCAGAUUCUGAUCUGAAUUUUAUUUUAAAAAUCUGGUUAAGGUUAGAUACUGAUUUUGCGUUUGAUUUUACAUUUUAUAUUUAGCUUUUAAGGAAAUGAAAUAGGUUGUUAAGUUAGCUUGUUAUAAGAAAUGCCUGAUUCUGAUCUGAAUUUUAUUUUAAAAAUCUGGUUAAGGUUAGAUACUGAUUUUGCGUUUGAUUUUAUAUUUAGCUUUUAAGGAAGUGAAAUAGGUUGUUAAGUUAGCUUGUUAUAAGAAAUGCCUGAUUCUGAUCUGAAUUAUCUCUACUUUUCACAUUGGAGGCUUGUUCAUCCAAAAAUCCACUUUGCGUUGUAUUAAUGUGUCUUCUAUCUAGGAUUUCUAAUUAGACUUUUUGUUACAUGAUGUGUUUAAUGACUUAAUCACUGAGCCAUUAUCCCCAUGAAGUUUGAUAGGUGCAGAUUCUAGUAGUUAGUUGAGCAUCAAAAUUACUGGAGAUCUUGUCUGGAAAAAUCAAAAUUAAAGGAGACUGGAAUUCUUUGAAUAUCCUCCUUUUUGUUAUUGUUAUUCUUGCUUUUAUGGGCUGUGGUCAUUCGUCAAAGAGAGCUAGAUCCGUCCCUGGGUACGAAGACCCCAACACUCUGUCUUCUGAAACACCAUUUACCGUGAGUGAGGUAGAGGCUUUGUUUGAGCUUUUUAAAAAACUAAGUAGUUCCAUUAUCGAUGACGGGCUAAUUCACAAGGUAUUUGAUUCAUUUGAUGUUAAGCGAAAUGGGGUUAUUGAAUUUGGAGAAUUUGUUAGAUCAUUAAGCAUCUUUCACCCUAAUACUCCCGCAGAAGACAAAAUUGCAUUUGCAUUUAGAUUGUAUGAUCUAAGGCAGACCGGCUUCAUUGAGCGUGAAGAGUUAAAGGAGAUGGUUUUGGCUCUGUUGAAUGAAUCAGAUCUUGUCCUUUCAGAUGAUGUCGUUGAACAAAUUGUUCAUAAGACUUUUGUUGAUGCGGAUUCAAAUGGGGAUGGGAAAAUUGAUCCAAAUGAAUGGAAAGACUUUGUGGCAAAAAAUCCAUCUCUAAUAAAGAAUAUGACUCUUCCAUAUUUAAAGGACAUAACCUUGGCAUUUCCCAGCUUUGUGCUGAACUCUGAAGUCGAAGAUUCAGAUAUGGGACGUGGCCUAGGCACCUAAACUCAUGGUAUUAAACCGUUAUCCUGAGUAGAAACGACGAAUGUACUAAAAGUCAAAUGAAGAAACACUCUUGAGUAGAAACGACGAAUGUACUAAUCCAGAGUAGAAACGACGAAUGUACUAGAAGUCAAAUGAAGAAACACUACAACUCUGCGAAGGUAAUCAAACUGACGUUAUUGAUUGUAGAUAAGGUGUUUAACCUUUACAAAAGAAGUCUCAAAAUCAAAUUGUACGUAAGACAUGAAGAGGCAUAUAUAUAUGAUUUAGUUCUGUUACUCUACCUCUUUCAAUUUAUACAAAUUCCAGGUUUUACUGUACUGGUGGUUUCAUCCACUGAUUAUUUCGACCUAUAACAUGUGUAUUAACA